This is a messenger RNA of Prunus armeniaca (apricot), 279 nucleotides long. The record is from the annotation of a GenBank genome assembly. Lineage: Eukaryota; Viridiplantae; Streptophyta; Magnoliopsida; Rosales; Rosaceae.
AUGUCUAACAAAUUUGGACUUAUGGCUGAAGCUGUAGUAGGAAUGGCACCUCAGCUUCCAGGCUUGAUUAAUGUUCUUUCAACAGAGAAUGAUCUUGUUGAUAUGCAAGCUAAACUUGGUGGUGAAUUGAGGAAAAUAGAAUUCCUAUCUCCUUUGCAAGUAUUUCGUAUCACCAAUGUUUUAGCCAAAGAGCACGAUUUGCUGAGGGUCUUCUUUACCAUAAAUGAUGAAGAAAAAAAAGAUUAUGUAUUUAAUCUUAUGGAGCAUGGCUUACAAUGA